AUGUCGAAGAACAAAAUUGCAGCUCGUAUCGACAGCCAAAGUGUAGAAGUUAAAACCAAGUUUGACGCGGAGUUCCGACGCUUCUCUCUCAGUCGCACGGAGAAGCUCAAGUAUGAAGACUUCAAAGCGCUGAUAGAGAAGCUGCAUCGGCUGCACGACGUCGCGUUCCUCAUCUCCUACACUGAUCCCCGAGAUGGAGAUCUCCUACCUAUCAACAAUGACGACAAUCUGGCGCGAGCGUUGCUUACGGCGAGGCCUUUGCUCAGGGUCAUCAUACAAAGGAAAGGAGACAGUCUGGAAGAGCUCAAUGGAUAUGGCACGAUGCGACCACGAAACAUAAUCUCGUCAAUACUAAGCGGCACUCCGGCCAAGAACAAGGGGCUCGCUAUAUCGAAUCCGCACGACUUUAGAAUGGUGUCAGCGAUCAUAGACGUGGACAUAGUGCCGGAGACGUGUAGGAGGGUGAAGCUGCUUAAGCAUGGCUCUGACCGGCCCUUGGGAUUUUUUAUCAGGGACGGCACGUCAGUCCGGGUGACGCCGAACGGAGUAGAGCGAUCCCCGGGUAUAUUCAUAUCGCGACUGGUGCCCGGUGGCCUGGCCGAGUCCACAGGACUCCUGGGCGUCAACGACGAAGUGCUGGAGGUCAACGGAAUCGACGUGUCCAAUAAGACCCUCGAUCAGGUGACGGACAUGAUGGUGGCGAACUCCUCGAACCUUAUCAUCACAGUUCGACCAGCUAACCAAAGAGCCGGUCUUCCGCCAGCGGAGACCGUUUCGCGUCACUCACAGCCCUCCAGCGAACCUGACGACGAUAGAUUCGACCAAGAUGAGCAGGACGAAAUCGUCGACUUAACAGCCGUUACCUUAGAAGACCAGCACCCUGAGCCAGGUUUCGCACACACAGUCCCUACAAAAGACGACGGUCAAGUUCUACAUCUCUAG
Parnassius mnemosyne (clouded apollo) is the source of this 942-nucleotide messenger RNA. NCBI's taxonomy places the organism in Eukaryota, Metazoa, Arthropoda, Insecta, Lepidoptera, Papilionidae. The record is from the annotation of a GenBank genome assembly.